Messenger RNA from Macrosteles quadrilineatus (aster leafhopper), 1893 nucleotides. Its product is annotated as BTB/POZ domain-containing protein 6-like. Gene Ontology annotation, molecular function: protein binding. The coding region runs from base 387 to 1751 and encodes 454 amino acids. The transcript has 6 exons. The record is from RefSeq and is a predicted model, not a curated record. Lineage: Eukaryota; Metazoa; Arthropoda; Insecta; Hemiptera; Cicadellidae.
CUCUAGGGUAACGGUAAUAUUAUACAAACAAGUUUGUUGAUGACAUUUUUUUUCUCAAAUUCAACCAUAACAUUGAUUUUCCAACAAUAUAAGUAAAUGUGUGAGAUCAUGUGAAGGAAAGAUAUUUUUGUCAUGAAGUGAUGGUCUAUUUUUAACUCCACUCCUAGUUUUAUUUUUGCCAGCACUUUGACAAGUUCAGUAACCAAAAACUUAACUCGGGUCUCUCUAUGUGUUAAAAUAAACCUGUUAAUUAGUGUUUGAGUUUUAAUAAAUAACUUAUUAAGUGAGUUUAUUGGUAUACACUUUUUUUGUGUGUGGUGAUAGAUGAAAAAACAACUCACAUUGUGACACUUAGCAUUAAUCAAAGUGAUAAAAAGAAUAACGAAAUGGCAGCUCCAGUUAACGAUGGGGAUGCUGAGCCAGAUAAUGAACAGGCAGGAGAUUUCUUACUGACAACAGAGAGGCUUCAUGAUUGUUUCUUCAUUGUGGAAAACCCUGCCACAGGGUCAUCAGAGAGGAUUGGAACAGUUAAAGCUUGUCUGAUGAAUCAAAGUCGAGUGUUUCGCAACAUGUUGCAUGACAGUCGGCUUGCCGAGAAAAAUGACGUUCGAGUACCAGACAUUGAACCUGCUACCUUCCGACUGCUGCUUAGGCAUUGCUACGGAGGUUUGGACAGUUGCCGACAGUUAGAUCCUGAGGUUGCAGUUAAACUGUGCUAUGCGGCUGAGAAAUACCUCAUUUCCACCCUCAAGAAGAAAGUUGCUGAAAGGUUGAAACCCGAAUGUGUCCCGGAAAUAUUCCCCGCUCUUCACUGCCUGGUUACCUACAAUGUCAAGGAUCUUGAACUUUAUGUUGCAGAGAUGGUCCGGGAACAGACAGACAAAGUCUUUGCAAGUGAAGGGUUUGUUGAGGUGGAUGUAGACAGUGUGCUGUUUAUAGUCAGACAAGAUACAUUGAACUGUGCCGAGGUAGACAUCUGGCGAGCCUUAGUCAAGUGGGCUACUCACAAAGUCCAGACUGUCGAAGGCUCUUCAAUGAGAGAAUGGAUGUCCCAACCUCUGAAGCACCUUCGUUUGAUGACCCUCACCUAUGAAGAUCUCUGCAAAGAAGUUCUUCCUACCAAAAUCCUGACAUUUGAGGAAUUCACUCAAGUUUGUGAAAAAAGUGAACAAGAGUCUCAAACCAUAUGUACCAUCAAGGAAAAGCGUUUGGCAUUUCAGGAGCGGUGGAAAUGGUGGGAAACAGUGGCAGUUCUGCAUGACACAAGAGAGGGAAGAUUUACUCAGUCUGAUUCAUCCUACAGCUGUAUCGUCGUAGGAGAUCGCAACAUCAUGCUUGAAUCAAUCACUUGCUUGGGUUCCACCUCUCGAGAUUUUCACGACUGCUUUGGACUCAGUUACGCUUGCCAAGUAGAUGUUGUCAUAACUAGGAUAACGGAUUACAUUUCCAGCUCAUCAUCAGAAGAACCAGUUGUGGUCAGAUUCAACGGUAAUGCCAACUAUUACGAACAGUUUACGAUACCCACAUUGGUAAACGGGGAAAGUAUUACACUCCAGGCCAACGGAAUGUACAAGAUCAAGGUGUUGUUUGUAAGUGAAGAGGCUAAACUUCAUCCUUGCUGGAAAGCUCCUAACUGCAGUGAAGGACAUACCUUCAGUCACGGCAAGUUCUACUGUUCGUACAUCUACGAAGAAGGGAUCGGAUGGAAACCAAGUCAUUUGAUAAAGUUUCAGUACAGCUACAGAAGGUAACAUGUAUUAAUUGUACAUAAAUUGUUUAUUGUUGUAAAUAAAGUCAUUACAGCACAAAAGUGUUGUUCUUAAUUCUGUUUCAGAGACAAAAGUCACAUUUUAACUUUGAAGCCAUAACUUUUUCUCCCAAUUGUAAAACAUG